Molecule: messenger RNA, 3318 nt
Organism: Dichotomopilus funicola
Lineage: Eukaryota; Fungi; Ascomycota; Sordariomycetes; Sordariales; Chaetomiaceae
Exons: 6
Coding region: 1-3318 (1105 amino acids)
Biological process (GO): protein phosphorylation; intracellular signal transduction
Cellular component (GO): cytoplasm; membrane
Molecular function (GO): protein serine/threonine kinase activity; ATP binding
Source: RefSeq, a predicted model, not a curated record
AUGAAACCCGUGAUCGCGGUACCCGCAAUUCUGUUGCUCAUCUACCGGGCGCACUCUAAAAAGUCGCUGACGCCCGGGGGCCUCAUGGCUGCGACCAUCACUGCCAUCGCGCACGCAGUGCAUCCGUGGAACCUACCGUUUGCGCUUCUCGUCGUCUUCUUCCUUGCCGGUACCCGAGCGACUCAUGUCAAAGAAAACAUCAAGGCGGGCCUGACUCUCAAAGCCGGUGGGACAUCCGGCGGCGAGGGACCACGCAACCACGUCCAAGUUUUCGCCAACUCUCUCACUGCGUCCAUCUUCUCGCUGCUGCACGCCUACCAGCUGCACUCGCGCCAGCAGACCCUGCUCGCCUCGCCCGGCCACCCUGAGGGCGAUGCUGGCAGCUUGUGUUUCUCCUGGGGUGGUGACCUCCUGGUGGUGGGCAUCAUCGCCAACUACGCCUGCGUUGCGGCCGACACGUUCAGUUCGGAGUUGGGGAUCCUCGCCAAGGGCCAGCCGCGGCUUAUCACCAGCCUCACGUUGCGCAAGGUGCCCCGCGGUACUAAUGGCGGCGUGACGCUGACGGGGCUCGGUGCGGGACUACUGGGCAGCAUCAUCAUUGUCACGGCGUCGAUGCUGUUUCUUCCACUAUGCACUAGCGCGACGGAGGGGAAGCUGGGUGGGGGCGCGGCGUGGUCUCUCGAGCAGCGGCAGACACUGAUUCUGGGCCUGACGGUCUGGGGCUUGCUGGGGAGCGUGGCGGACAGUAUUCUGGGCGGGCUGUUCCAGAGCAGUGUGAGGGAUGUUCGCAGCGGCAAGAUUGUGGAGGGUGAGGGCGGCGUGCGGGUGUUGGUCGCCGCGGAUGAGCAUGCUGCAGCGGUAGGUACGGAUGUCAAGGCUGCGCUACUGCACGGCGAGGGCGAGUCGGCUGUGGAGGAGACGGAGCCUGCCGACAAGUAUGACGCCCGCGAUAAGCACCGCCGGCCGAGCUUCGGAGAUGAGAAGCCGUCGCGGACAGUAGAGAAUGGAUGGGAUCUUUUGGACAACAACGAUGUCAACUUCCUGAUGGCGUUUGGCAUGAGUGUAGCCCCGCUUCCAACUCUGAUCUUCAAUCCUAGCACCCAUGAGAGUGAGCUCCUCCACGGUCUGCGACCCCACAGACACAUAACCGGCAGGCCCCAUCCUGAGCAACCCCCCGUUUCCGCUUUCGACAAGCGACCCCGUCCUAGCGAGCAAGCGAGCUUUGCAAAAUUCCCUGGAAACCCGACCUCGAGCUCCUCCAUCGACGCCGCCGUCAUGUCUUCGUCGUCGUCGGCGCCCGGCGCCCACGGCCACCGAAACAAUGCCCCGCCCCGCGAUAAGUCACGUACCGAGCAGCGUAUCGGCGCGUACAAUAUCGUCAAGACACUCGGCGAGGGCAGCUUCGGCAAGGUCAAGCUGGCCGUACACCGCGGUACCGGUCAGCAAGUGGCCCUCAAAAUCAUCUCGCGAAAGAACCUCAUCAGCCGCGACAUGCAAGGGCGCGUCGAGCGCGAGAUUGAAUAUCUCCAAUUGUUACGGCAUCCGCAUAUUAUUAAACUGUACACCGUAAUCAAGACACCGACCGAGAUUAUCAUGGUGCUCGAGUUCGCCGGGGGCGAGCUGUUCGACUACAUUGUCGCGCACGGGAAAAUGCAGGAGGACGAGGCCCGCCGCUUUUUCCAGCAGAUGCUUUGCGCUGUCGAGUACUGCCACCGCCACAAGAUCGUUCACCGCGAUCUAAAGCCCGAGAACCUGUUGCUCGACGACAACCUCAAUGUCAAGAUCGCCGACUUCGGCCUGAGCAACAUCAUGACGGACGGGAACUUUCUCAAGACCAGCUGUGGCUCACCCAAUUAUGCUGCGCCCGAGGUCAUCGGCGGCAAGCUAUAUGCGGGACCCGAGGUGGACGUGUGGAGUUGUGGUGUGAUCCUGUAUGUCCUGCUGGUCGGGCGCCUGCCCUUUGACCACGAGCACAUUCCCACCCUGUUCGCCAAGAUCGCCCGGGGUAGUUAUAUGGUACCGACCUGGAUGAGUCCUGGCGCGGCGAAUCUCAUCAAGAAGAUGCUGGUCGUUAACCCCGUCCAGCGGGCGACUAUUGAGGACAUUCGCAUGGACCCGUGGUUUCUGAAGGACCUGCCCACCUACUUGCACCCGCCCGUCGAGGAAUUCCUGAACACAGGCGUCGACCCGAAUAAGGCGAUCAAGGUCAGUGACAUUGCGCCGAACGCGCCGCCGCAGGAGCAGGAGAAGCUCCACAACGAGGUUACCGAUAAGAUCAGCAAAACUAUGGGUUACGGGAAGCGGGAUGUCGAAGAAGCCCUCGAGGCCGACGAGCCGUCUGCGAUCAAAGACGCCUACAUGAUUGUGCGCGAGAACAAGAUGAUGCAGGCCAACCAGCUCUCGGGCCCCUCGGCGGACGACGCGACACCGAGUCCCUUGCUGGAUCCCACCAUGUCGUCUGCCCGGUCAAUAACGUCAACCAGCACGGGUGCGUCCGCCGUUCGGCCCCCCUACGUCAGCAAGGUCGGCAUUCUUCCUAGCAGCCUGACGCUGUACCACAAGGCGUUCAUGGAGCGCGAGCGGGCGCGGGCCGAGGGGGUCGAUCUGUCGGAUGCGCCGCUGGCUUCCCUGGAGCCGGCAUCUCAGCCACGGAACCAGGCCGAACAAGAGGAGACGCUGCGCCGGCUGAAACCGCAUUCGCGCAGCUUAAUGCGGCCGGACGACGCCAGCCGGCCACAGGGGCUGACUCCCGUCAACCUGGGCAGGAAGACCAAACCAACCCGGUGGCAGUUUGGAAUCCGCUGUAAGAAUGCACCCUGGGAGGCCCUGCUGAUGAUCUACAAGGCGUUGCACAAGCUGGGCGCGACAUGGUUGGUGGACGAGGACUACGAUACCGCACAACAAGAGGACGAUGGGGGCGACUACCGCAGGCACUCGCGCAACCGAAGCUCGUCAUCGGCGGCGACAGUAGACCCUCGGGACAUCUACAACCUGCCUGCGGAACCAUGGCAUAUCAAUGUCCGAUGGGAGACUGGGAAACUUCAAAAACACUCGGCCGCCUUGAAUCUCGGAGACAAUGCAUCACCCGUCAGCCCGCCACAAGUCACCCGCAAGAACGGUCAAGACGCGCACAUCGUGGCGCUGCGCAUGGAGAUUCAGAUCUACGAAAUGGACCAGCCCGUCUUCCUCGUCGAUUUCAAGAUUGACGGCUACGAAACCCCCGACGGCAAGCUCCUCGAGGACAAGGAAGUCACCAGCCCGUUCCCGUUUCUCGACAUGGCCGCUGCGCUCAUCAUCCAAUUAGCCGAAGAAGAGUAG